CUUCAUCUUCUACUACUGAUUCCCCCCCUCUCCCUGCAGAGCCCCCCCCUGAAAAUUCUCUCAAGAAAGCUACCAAAAAUGAGGCUUCUCCUUCUUCUCUUCCUCCUGCUCCACCUCCAAAUCUCUGUUUCCUUUGCUCGUGUCAUCAAUGAAUACCAGGCUCUUCUCUCUCUCAAAUCCGCCAUUGAUGACCCCCAAUCUGCUCUUGCCUCCUGGAACAACACCAACUCUCUCUGCUCUUGGCAUGGCGUUACUUGUGACUCCACUGGCCGUCAUAUCACCUCCCUUGACCUCUCUAGUCUUAAUCUCUCCGGUAUUCUCUCCUCCGAUGUAGCCCACCUUCGCUACCUCCAAAACCUUAACCUCGCUGCCAACCAGCUCUCCGGCCCCAUUCCCCCUCAGCUCUCUGCCAUUUCUGGCCUUCGCUUUCUUAAUCUUUCUAACAAUGUCUUUAAUGGGUCCUUUCCUCCUCAACUCUCUCAGCUCAAAAAUCUACAAGUUCUUGACUUGUAUAACAACAAUAUGACUGGUGACUUGCCCUUGGCUGUCACCGACAUGUCUAAUCUCCGUCACCUGCAUCUGGGUGGAAACUUCUUCUCCGGGAGUAUCCCACCUGAAUAUGGGAAGUUGGAGUUUCUGGAAUAUUUAGCUAUCUCCGGUAACGAAUUGGUGGGUCGUAUUCCGCCGGAGAUUGGUAACUUAACCAACUUGAAGCAGCUCUACAUUGGAUACUAUAAUAGCUAUGAUGGCGGUUUGCCACCCGAGAUCGGGAACUUGUCUGAGUUAGUCCGGUUCGAUGCUGCAAAUUGCAUGUUAUCCGGCGAGAUACCCAAGGAGAUAGGGAAGUUGCAGAAGCUGGAUACUCUGUUCCUUCAAGUAAAUGGGCUUUCUGGGACGUUAACAGAGGAGCUUGGCUAUUUAAACAGCUUGAAAUCCUUGGAUUUGUCCAACAAUGUGUUUACUGGGGAGAUCCCAAGUUCAUUCGCCGAGUUCAAGAACUUGACGCUGCUGAAUCUCUUCCGAAACAAGCUCUACGGAGCGAUUCCGGAGUUUAUCGGCGAUUUGCCGCAGCUGGAGGUGUUGCAGUUGUGGGAAAAUAACUUCACCGGGAGCAUUCCACAGGGUUUGGGUAAAAACGGGAAGCUUGUGCUUUUAGAUCUCUCUUCAAACAAACUAACGGGAAAUCUUCCUCCUAAUUUGUGUUCCGGUAACCGUUUACAAACUUUGAUUACGCUUAGCAACUUCUUGCUUGGGCCGAUCCCGGAAUCGCUUGGGCAAUGCGAGUCUUUAAAUCGGAUUCGGAUGGGUGAGAAUUUUCUCAAUGGUUCGAUACCCAAGGGGCUCUUUGGGUUACCAGAGUUGUCCCAAGUUGAGCUGCAAGAUAAUCUUCUCACCGGAGAGUUUCCAGUGAGUGAUAGAAUAGCGGUGAAUCUCGGCCAGAUUAGUCUUUCGAACAACAGGCUCUCUGGGUCGUUACCUCUUACCAUUGGCAAAUUUUCCGGUGUCCAAAAGCUGCUUCUUGACGGGAACAAGUUCUCAGGUCCAAUCCCACCGGAGAUUGGAAAAUUACAACAACUUUCGAAGAUGGACUUCAGCUCUAACAAGUUUUCAGGAUCCAUUGCGCCUGAGAUUAGCCAAUGCAAGCUACUAACAUUUGUUGAUCUCAGUCGAAACGAGCUUUCAGGUGCGAUUCCGACUGAGAUCACAGGUAUGAGGAUACUAAACUACCUCAAUCUGUCAAGAAACCAUCUUGUUGGUAGCAUUCCUUCUUCAAUAGCCAGUAUGCAGAGCUUAACCUCUGUUGAUUUUUCUUACAACAAUCUUACUGGUUUAGUUCCUGGAACUGGUCAGUUUAGUUAUUUCAAUUACACUUCCUUUUUGGGUAAUCCUGAUCUUUGUGGUCCUUAUUUGGGUCCUUGCAAAGAUGGGGAUGCAAAUGGAACCCAUCAAGCACAUGCUAAGGGGCCACUCUCUGCUUCUCUGAAGCUGUUGCUCGUUAUUGGCUUGCUUGUUUGCUCAAUUGCUUUUGCAGUUGCUGCAAUAAUGAAAGCAAGAUCGUUGAAGAAGGCUAGUGACUCUCGAGCUUGGAAAUUGACUGCAUUCCAGCGCUUGGACUUCACUGUUGAUGAUAUUCUUGAUUGUUUGAAAGAGGAUAAUAUAAUUGGGAAAGGUGGUGCAGGGAUUGUUUACAAGGGUGCUAUGACAAAUGGUGAUCAAGUUGCUGUUAAAAGGCUACCAGCUAUGAGCCGCGGCUCUUCUCAUGAUCAUGGGUUCAAUGCUGAGAUACAGACAUUAGGAAGGAUUAGGCACAGACACAUUGUUAGAUUAUUGGGGUUCUGUUCUAACCAUGAGACUAAUCUUCUUGUCUAUGAGUACAUGCCUAAUGGUAGCUUAGGUGAAGUUCUUCAUGGCAAGAAGGGAGGCCAUUUACACUGGGAUACAAGGUAUAAGAUUGCUAUUGAAGCUGCUAAGGGCCUUUGCUAUCUUCAUCAUGAUUGCUCGCCAUUGAUUGUUCAUCGUGAUGUGAAAUCGAAUAACAUCCUUCUUGACUCCAAUUUCGAAGCUCAUGUUGCUGACUUUGGCCUUGCUAAGUUCUUGCAAGACUCCGGCACCUCGGAGUGUAUGUCUGCAAUUGCUGGUUCUUAUGGAUAUAUAGCUCCAGAGUAUGCCUACACGCUGAAGGUCGACGAGAAGAGCGAUGUAUACAGCUACGGUGUAGUUCUAUUAGAACUGGUCACUGGAAGAAAACCAGUAGGGGAAUUCGGAGAUGGUGUGGAUAUAGUUCAAUGGGUUCGAAAAAUGACAGACUCAAACAAGGAAGGAGUUCUGAAAGUCCUGGACCCAAGACUCCCAUCAGUUCCACUCCAUGAGGUGAUGCAUUUAUUCUAUGUUGCAAUCAUGUGUGUGGAAGAACAAGCCAUAGAACGCCCAACGAUGCGGGAAGUCGUGCAAAUUCUAACUGAGCUUCCCAAGCCUCCAAGCUCAAAACAUGGAGAUUCAACAAUGACAGACUCACCUCAAUCAGCUGCUACUCUAGACUCUCCAAUGGCAUCAACUAAAGAUCAAAAAGACAAUCAACAGCCACCAUUGCCUCAAUCACCGCCACCCGAUCUUCUUAGCAUUUGAAGUGCUCUCCACUGCUUCAAUCAUCACGGAAACGGAGAGGGGAUUGUUUGUUCUCUAAAAUCCAUGAAUUGUGUUAGUAAUUUUCCAUCUUGUGAUAUUUUCCUUUCCUGUUUCAAUCUUUUGGGAAAGUUUGCUCUAACUCGGUACCAAGGUUUGCAAGAUUUUGUGUACAGUAUGAUGAAAUGGUUGGGAGGGAUUUAUAUUAUAUUUAAACUUAGUCUUUCACAAGUCAAACACGUUGCAGCCAUUGUAGUAAAAGUUCAAGAGAAGAGGAGAGUCACUGUUCUUUAAUGGAUGUCUGAAGUUAAAAUUGAAGUUGUGUGCA
This is a messenger RNA of Manihot esculenta (cassava), 3451 nucleotides long. RefSeq names its product leucine-rich repeat receptor-like serine/threonine-protein kinase BAM1. The coding region runs from base 79 to 3126 and encodes 1015 amino acids. Gene Ontology annotation, biological process: protein phosphorylation. The transcript is spliced from 2 exons. The record is from RefSeq and is a predicted model, not a curated record. Lineage: Eukaryota; Viridiplantae; Streptophyta; Magnoliopsida; Malpighiales; Euphorbiaceae. Gene Ontology annotation, molecular function: ATP binding; protein kinase activity; protein binding.